AAUCUGUGGUCUGAACUCUGACAGUCUGACGUUGUGCUUGUGGUUGUUUUUAAUUUGCAAUUUGCUUGCUUUUUGGAUUCGGUCUAUCUCAAGCUUUUUUCAUUUUUGUGAAUGUUUGAUUAUUGAUUUCUAGCCCUUCAAAAACAAUAACUUAUGUGUGAGCAGAAAUAAUGAGUAUCACAUGUUUCGACGUAUAGCCUGUGCUUUGAUGAAAUUAAACUAUAAGUUUGUGAUAUGUUGAGUGAUGUCAUCAGUCCACUGCGUGGUGGUCUGGGAGUGGCAGCAUGAGGGACAGUGGCUGCCGCACUCUCCCGGAGUGGCGAGGACUCUGGAGCGAGCGCACGCCAAGAAGCUGACAAGGGUGGUGUUGUCUGAUGCAGAGCCAGCAUUGAAAGGGCACUAUGUCAACUUGCGAACUCUCACACAGAGCUCUGAUACACCAGGUGUGGAGGAGUGCGCCGUGCGGCGUGCGUGCUACAGCGUGCAGUCGCCGGGCGGCCGCGGCGCGCGCUGGGAGUGGGCGCGCCUGGCCGACCCGCCCCGCGCCGCCGAGCUGAGAUACGACCCCCUGCCCAUGGAGGUCCAAUGUCGGCUGGAAGAGUGUUGGUCGGUGGGGGGCGAGGCGGUGCAGUGGGAGGGCUGGCUGCUGUGCCUGUGCAGCAUGACGGCGCGCGGGCCGCGGGGCUGCGCGCUGCGCCUGCUGCGCCGCGCCGCGCACCCGCCCUACCCGCUGGCGCGCUCUGAGCCGCCGCCCGCGCCGCUGCGCCCGCCGCCGCCCGCGCCGCCCGAGCGCCCGCACGUCGACGGACGCAGACCACGCAUCCCUCAGCAGCAUACAGGCUCCAGUGUGCACUCGGUGCAGUCCAUGCAGUCCGUACAGUCCACGCAGUCGGCCAAAUCUGUGCAGUCGGUCAAGUCGGUGCAAUCAUCCAAAUCGCUGCAGUCGUCCAAGUCGGCGCCGGCGCCGCGGGACCGAGGCGGUGCCCGGAGCGCCUCGCCCAAAGACAGGAAGCCCGGCCUGGCUCGACAGAUUUUACACAACCUUAAUAUAUUUAGUAGUAAUAACAACAAAACAGCAGCAGCAGGAGAGCAGCAGAGCGCCGAGGAGCAGCGGCACACCGACACGGAGUGCGCCAGCACGCGCUCCGGCCGGCGGCACAGCGUCGACACCGUCUCCACCUACCUCAGCCACGAGAGCAAGGAGAGCCUGCAGCAAGCGGCGGUGGGCGAGCUGCUGAACUGCAGCGCGGGCAGCGACGACGUGUUCGAGCCGCUGCCGCAGUGCCGCCCGCCCGCAGCCGCUGCCGACCCGGACGUGGGACCUCGCGCUCGGCACGUCGGGCACGUCGGAGAGCGAGGGCUCGCCGCCGGAGGACGAGGGCGCGGAGGUGGAGGGCGAGGAGAGCGUGUGGCGCUGGGUGUCCGAGGUGUCGCCGCAGUGGGGCGCGCUGUGCUGGGCGUGCGCGCGGCCGCUGGACGACGCGCGCGCGCCGCACGUGCGCGUCGUGGCGCUCGCGUGCCACCACGUGCUGCACCUGCGCUGUCUGCGCGCGCACCUGGCGCGCCUGCGGGAGAGAGGGGUGAGUGUCCGCGGUGUCCCGCAGUGGGGCGCGCUGUGCUGGGCGUGCGCGCGGCCGCUGGACGACGCGCGCGCGCCGCACGUGCGCGUCGUGGCGCUCGCGUGCCACCACGUGCUGCACCUGCGCUGUCUGCGCGCGCACCUGGCGCGCCUGCGGGAGAGAGGGGAGAGCCCGUACAUCGAGUGCGUGGUGUGCGGGCACGAGUUCGGGCGCCGCUCGCCGCGCGUGUUCGGCGAGCAGCCGCCCGGCUCCAUGGCGUGGCGCCGCCAGCCCGCCGCGCUGCCGGGCCACCCCGACACGGCCGCCAUCCUCGUCACCUACAACUUCCAGUCGGGCAGGCAGGGGCCGCGCCACCCGCUGCCGGGCGCGCCGUACUACGCCGUGGGCUUCCCGCGCCACUCGCUGCUGCCCGACACGCCGCUGGGCAGAGAGGUGCUGGCGGCGCUGCGCUGCGCCUGGGAGCGGCGCGUGCUGUUCACCGUCAGCGCCUCGCAGACCACCGGCCGCGAGCACGUGGUGGCGUGGCGCGUGCCGCCGCCGCCCGCCGCGCCGCACCACUACCUGCCGCCGCACCCGCCGCGCCCGCUGCCGCGCCUGCUGGCGCACCUGGCGCGCCUGCUGCGCGACACGGAGAGCGCGCCCUAGCCCCCCCUCCCCCGCCACUGCCUGCCGCCGCACCUGGGGCGUGUAACAACAUCGUAAGAGUUUACACUAACGAACGCUAUUCUGAGACUGGAAAAGAUCUGCUUUUAUCAGCUAAUUAUUUCCAGUGUUUAUUUAACGUUUACAUAUUAUAAUCUCAAAGUCUUGUCUUUAUUGUUUAUCUGUAGACAACAUUAAAAUCAUAGUUAAAUUAUUUUGUGUUAAGUAUAAGUAACCAAUGUUGCAUUUUGUUAUCUCUGAAUAUAGGAGUAAAUUUUUAAAAUGUAAUAUUAUGGAUAAUUGAAGCUAUAGAAAUUACUCUUAUCGCACUGCAUCAGAUGUGCAUUUCACUUUACGUCCGAAUAGUAGUAGAUUUAACUAGGCAACCUAUUCGCAAAUGUCACUGUGAACAUUGUCUAACAUUUAUUUAUUAUCACUAAUGAUAUAUUUCUGAUGAUGAGUAUAUAUAGACUUUUAGUCUCAAAGGAGACGUAAUGCGCAAGCUCUCCGAAUUUCAUUGACAAUUUAUUGAAUGACUGAUCGGAUGCAGUGAGAAAAGACAAUAGUAAUAAUGAGAGAUUGUGUCGUCACAGUGACUAGAAAAUAUAAUAUACGUGUAUAGGUAUAUGAUGUGACAUAGAUGACACAAAAUUACUUCUUACGUAGAUGUUGUCGUAAUGUUAAAUGUGUAGAUCAUCCCUGAUAAGAAUGCUUGUAGCUGGUCUGUUGGUGUAUACGAGUACCAGUUUGCCGUGUGAGAAGGUGAGGAGUAAUAAAAAUACGUGUUUUAAUCUUCAUCGGAUUUAAUAUUUUACAAAAUGCAUUAGGUCACUAGAGCUAAAAAUAUAUUCAAGUCGAGUGGCAAGCGUCGACAUGUGCAUGAUUUACAAUAGCGUUAUCAACUUAUGGAUAAUCUAUAUACGAAAUAUUACUAUGGACACGCUACAUACUGCUGUCAGUAGGUAAUAAUCGUAAAGAAUUAAAACUGGAUGACUUAAAUAAGGUAUCUCAAGAUCGAGAAUACCGUACUGAAGCGCAAACCCUUGAUGGAUUAUGAUCGUUGUGACAAUUACAACUUUUGUGCACCAAAAUCUCAUUUCUGAAACCGAACGAAUUAUUGAGAACUUUCCUAUCAGGGAAGACAAUUGUACGAGUGUACAUAAAUUACAAUUCUUUAACUGAAUCUAGGUUAUGUAUUCUACAGUCUUCCUAUGCUAAUGUGUCUUCCAACACUGUUCAACUAAGAAUAAUUGUUAAGUAUUUAAUUAAUGUUAAGCUUUGGACAUUUUGUUAUAUUUAAGACUGAUAUACAAAUAUUGUUAACAUGACAUAUUAUUUUCGUUUAUAUAUUAGAUCUUGCCAACAGGUGCCUUAGCAUUAAGCAUAUUAUGAAGUUAGUAAAUAAGUUGGAUAUCGAGUCUUCCCCUAACAGAUCUUCCGAUGAAUAGCUUUACAAUAUAAGAUAAAACGUUUUUAUUGUAUAGAUGGAAUUAGAGUUAGUUUUACAAGUCGUCGAACGAUCAUGUUGAAGCUUUUAUUAUUAUUAUUAUUUAGUAAAUAAAUACAUUUACAUCACAAUAUUA
Molecule: messenger RNA, 3805 nt
Organism: Bicyclus anynana (squinting bush brown)
Lineage: Eukaryota; Metazoa; Arthropoda; Insecta; Lepidoptera; Nymphalidae
Gene: dx
Product: protein deltex
Exons: 11
Coding region: 245-2377 (710 amino acids)
Biological process (GO): protein ubiquitination; Notch signaling pathway
Cellular component (GO): nucleoplasm
Molecular function (GO): ubiquitin protein ligase activity; zinc ion binding
Source: RefSeq, a predicted model, not a curated record